CCCAGAGGGAAAGAAAGAACUGGGGCGAUCCGGUAGGUAAAGGAGGGAACCCCCAUUUUCUACCUUUGGGGCUCCUCUUCUGCAUGAAGGUAUAAAGGGAGAUUUUCCUUUUCUCUCCCUCAAAAUGAAGAACACAUGUAAAUCCUUGUUUUUCCUGGUGAGGCAGGGGAGGCCAUAGCCACAAUGCUUAACUGCAUGCAUCUAACAUGGGGCUGGUUUUAACCCCAGCGCUCUGACCUAAACUGCUCAGCUCCCGGAAAUUCCAAGGGACCCGGUGGCCUUAGUCUUUCAGGUGGAACGGUGUGCGACAUGGGAAAGAAAACCAAGCGGACAGCUGACAGUUCUUCUUCAGAGGAUGAGGAGGAGUACGUUGUGGAGAAGGUGCUAGACAGGCGUGUAGUUAAGGGACAAGUGGAAUAUCUACUGAAGUGGAAAGGCUUUUCUGAGGAGCACAAUACUUGGGAACCUGAGAAAAACUUGGAUUGCCCUGAGCUAAUUUCCGAAUUUAUGAAAAAGUAUAAGAAGAUGAAGGAGGGUGAAAAUAAUAAACCCAGGGAGAAGUCAGAAAGUAACAAGAGGAAAUCCAAUUUCUCAAACAGUGCCGAUGAUAUCAAAUCCAAAAAAAAGAGAGAGCAGAGCAAUGAUAUCGCUCGGGGCUUUGAGAGAGGACUGGAACCAGAAAAGAUCAUUGGGGCAACAGAUUCCUGUGGUGAUUUAAUGUUCCUAAUGAAAUGGAAAGACACAGAUGAAGCUGACCUGGUUCUUGCAAAAGAAGCUAACGUGAAAUGUCCACAAAUUGUGAUAGCAUUUUAUGAAGAGAGACUGACAUGGCAUGCAUAUCCUGAGGAUGCGGAAAACAAAGAGAAAGAAACAGCAAAGAGCUAAAGGAGGGGAUGGUCUCUGUCAUUUCUCUUUGUACAUAAUACGUUCACCUCCCUGCCUCCUCUCCCUUCUACCCACCCCUUUCUAUCCUAAACACAUCCAUAAAAAAUGUGCUUAUCACUGUGCUCCACAGGAGAAAUGUUGGUAUUGGUUCUCUUGUAACAUAACUGAUGGUCUGAUUAAUGAUGAGUGUCUCUCUGUGAAGACCAGGCAUUUACAUACUGAGUGUAAUACCCACAAUUUUUUUUUCCUUUGCCCUGAUCUCUUCCUUCUGCUCCCCUGUGACCUCAAGAUGAGUUUUAACUUUUUAAUCACCUUAGAGUCUUGAUUUUUAGAUUGGGGGAUUUUGUCACAAUGAUGUUGAAUUUUGGUUUCUUGUUUUGGUUCUUAGAACAUGUUGCUGACUAGCUGGCCUUUGUUCUGACAUGUUGAGAUGGAAAGGAUGUUGCCCGUCUGUUAAAAAGCCAAUAGCAACUGCCUACCUGUUGGGGCUUUCCCAACCUUGUUCAGCUCUACCCAGGAGAAUACAGGGUUUCUGGUGUGGUCUUCUGGGCCACCCUCUGUUGUUCAUCCUCACUCAUCCUCCCAGAAUUACUCCAUCCUUUGGAAGAUUUGAAAUUUUACACUGAAAUUUGUCAAGACACUCUUUUUAGCCCCAGGACUUUUGGUCUUGCUUUUAGCACUCUCCACUUCUGCUUCUGUAAAGUGAUAUCAAUUUGUGAUAAAAUGACAAGAUUAUUAACUGUGGAGAUUUUUAGCUAUAGUACAUGAGGAUGAUGGGGUAGGGUACAAUUGUCUUUAUUAUCACAUAUGGUAUGUAUGUAUGAUUUCUUUCCAUUCCUCAUAUUUAGACUGUAUAUUUAUGUAGGUGUGAGUGUUUGCCUGGUGCUUGCUUGUGCCAAGGUGCUAGGCACCCUCCAAGCCUGCCAACUUUUGUGGCCUCCCAAAGCAUUCCUGUUACCAAAGAGGCUUCAAACCUGACCCUCACUUCUCAGUGGACCCGAGUUUCCCUUCCAUGCCAUUAUUUUCAGUGGGGAAGUUUUAGAGGUGAGCUGUUGGCCACAAUAUCAAUUUUAAGUAUUCAUAGCAGUUAAAAGUCUCUUGCAUUCUUGGCUCCUGGAUUUACCACCAAGAGUCCCCAAAAUAUUAAUGCUCUUCCCUUUUUCUACCCUCAAACUUAUAGUUGUAUCUUAUUUUUUAAAAUGAAUUUUCAUGGCCAGGCACAGUGGCUACCACCUGUAAUCCCAGCACUUUGGGAGGCUGAGGCAGGAGAAUUGCUUGAAGCCAGAAGUUUGAGACCAGCCUGGGUAAUGUAGUGAGACCCCUGUCUCUAAAAAAUAUAAAUAAAUAAAAAUAAAGGCAUGUUCCUAAAAGACUAUCACCUUGGAAAGUGACAGGCCCUGGCAUUAUUAGCAUGUUGACACAACCUUUUCUCCUUACUCAGCAAAAUAUUUCCUUUUGGUUUCUUCUUGUGUUGCUAUUAUAUUGAGAAAUUUGUCUGAUCAUAUCCUUCUGCCUUUGUCCCCCAAGAAAUGUCCUACUUUAUCCUUUUCUUUUUGUGGUUGAGGAGGGCUAGAGAAUCACAAUUAGAAGUAAGGAAAUAGCAGGGUUUUGAGGACCCUUGUCCCAGCCCCAAAGCUGAGGAAAUAAGAAUAAAUGCUUAAUAUAGCCUUAAUUCUAGAGUGCACCAGCCAUGAGGCUGCUUUUCUUGUUGCUUUUGAUUUUUAAAACAUACAGCUGUUUGGCCAGGAGCAUCCACCAUUUCUAGAUUAUUCAGAGUAAUGAGGGGAAUGGAUGGAUUGCUCUAGUCCACAGAUGAGCCA
Cercocebus atys (sooty mangabey) is the source of this 2705-nucleotide messenger RNA. It is a transcript of the gene CBX5, whose product is annotated as chromobox homolog 5. Bases 310 to 885 code for a protein of 191 amino acids. NCBI's taxonomy places the organism in Eukaryota, Metazoa, Chordata, Mammalia, Primates, Cercopithecidae. The record is from RefSeq and is a predicted model, not a curated record. Gene Ontology annotation, biological process: chromatin organization; negative regulation of transcription by RNA polymerase II. Gene Ontology annotation, molecular function: chromatin binding. The transcript has 5 exons. Gene Ontology annotation, cellular component: nucleus; pericentric heterochromatin.